UCGCUUGUAUAUUUGGUUGCCUACGUUGAUUUUAUUGAUGUUUUAUGGCUACUUGAUUUUCUCGAGUUUCUAAUAUAUCAUAUAAACAAACAUGGCCGGCAAAGGGUGGAAUUACAUGUCUGGAGCUCCAGAGACCGACGAACAGCAACGUUUACGUUUUCAGAUCGAAUUAGAAUUCGUUCAGUGCCUAGGAAAUCCAAAUUACCUCAACUUUCUCGCACAGAGGGGUUAUUUCAAAGACAGUACCUUCGUCAAUUAUUUAAAGUACUUACUUUACUGGAAGGAACCAGAAUAUGCCAAAUACCUGAAAUAUCCGAUGUGUUUGUAUUUCCUCGAUUUGUUACAGUACGAACACUUUCGAAGAGAGUUGGUGAAUGCACAGUGCUCUAAAUUUAUAGAUGAUCAACAGAUUUUGUUGUGGCAACAUUAUACAAGGCGAAGGAGUCGAUUAUUGACUCCAACAAACACAAAUGGAAAUGUAGAGCAGAAUAUGAGCAGUCAGAACAAUAAUCAAAGUAAUGGACACAUUAAUAAUAAAAUUAGUUAGCAGGAAGUGUCAUUUUUGUGUGUGAAUGAAGCGAAAAAACGGAGGCGGAAAAAUGUUAAAGGCAUGAUUUUGCGA
Messenger RNA from Zophobas morio, 622 nucleotides. It is a transcript of the gene MED31, whose product is annotated as mediator of RNA polymerase II transcription subunit 31. Bases 92 to 547 code for a protein of 151 amino acids. The transcript is spliced from 4 exons. The record is from RefSeq and is a predicted model, not a curated record. Gene Ontology annotation, molecular function: transcription coregulator activity. Gene Ontology annotation, cellular component: mediator complex; core mediator complex. Gene Ontology annotation, biological process: regulation of transcription by RNA polymerase II. Lineage: Eukaryota; Metazoa; Arthropoda; Insecta; Coleoptera; Tenebrionidae.